AUGUUGGGUAGUCUUGAUUGUAUGCACUGGGACUGGGCGGCAUGUCCAACCGCUUGGAAAGGGCAACACCAUCGUGGUGACCACAAUAGUCCAACCACGAUAUUACAAGCGGUCGCUUCUCAAGAUUUAUGGAUUUGGCAUGCGUACUUUGGCAUGGCUGGUGCGAACAAUGACAUUGCAGUUUUAAUGUCCUCGAAUCUAUUCGACGAUGUCAUAGACGAGGUUGAACCAGAUACUUCAUUAUAUGCAAACGACGUGGAGUAUAAGUAUGGCUACUAUCUCACAGAUGGUAUUUAUCCCGAGUGGGCGACGUUGGUAAAAACUCUUUCGUGUCCAGAUGACGAAAAAAGAUUGUAUUUCAAGAAAAAACAAGAGUCAGCAAGAAAAGAUAUCGAGCGGGCUUUCGGCGUGUUAAAAAAAGAUGGUCUAUCCUCUCCCAACCGUCGAGGAUACUUGAAAAAGGGUGAACUAAUUGCACAACAAGGUUUAAUGAUACAAGAUCAAAAGAAUAUUAUUAAGGAUCAUGAACAACAAAUUGGUAAUUUCGUGGAAGAAAACAAGAAACAAUUUGAGAAAAUUAGGUUGUUGGUUGAAAAUGAUAAGCAAAAGUUACCGAGCUUGUGA
Messenger RNA from Helianthus annuus (common sunflower), 624 nucleotides. RefSeq lists its product as uncharacterized. Lineage: Eukaryota; Viridiplantae; Streptophyta; Magnoliopsida; Asterales; Asteraceae. The coding region runs from base 1 to 624 and encodes 207 amino acids. The record is from RefSeq and is a predicted model, not a curated record. The transcript is spliced from 2 exons.